AUCAACUUCUCUACCCAUCUCUUCCUCUUUUCCCCAAGCUCUUAAAACUCCAAAUCAGCAACCCUUUUAGUCUUUGACUUCCCACUUUGUUGCAAUAUGCGUACUGCGUUGAGCGCACUCGCGGUGCUUCUCACCCUGGCUAGCUCUGCCAGGGCGGCCCCUGUCGCAGCUCCAUCCGAAGUUGAGGAGCGUGAUGCCUCUGCCGUGCUGAACACGCGGUUCAUUACUUAUGAGGAUGGCAUCAAUAAGAGAGAUGAGGUUGAGGAACGUGAUCCCACGGCGGUGCUUAACUCACGGUUCAUAACCUAUGAGGACGCCAUCAACAAGAGAGAUGACGUCGAGGAACGUGACGCUUCCGCUGUGCUGAACACCCGGUUCAUCACCUACGAAGACGCCAUCAGCAAAAGAGAUGAAGUGGAAGAGCGUGAUCCCUCUGCUGUGCUGAACAGUCGGUUCAUUACGUACGAGGAUACUGCUUAAGCGAGGUAGUAAGCAGGCUUCGCCAUCUGGGCUGCAGACACGCAAGCUAAAGCCACUGGUUUGCGCCAUAAAGAGGGGUUGCUGUGGAACUUGGCUAGUGUGCGGGGGAAACUGAAUCGGUCGAUAGUACUUUUAGUUCAGGG
Aspergillus costaricaensis CBS 115574 is the source of this 623-nucleotide messenger RNA. RefSeq lists its product as uncharacterized. The transcript is spliced from 2 exons. The coding region runs from base 97 to 480 and encodes 127 amino acids. Lineage: Eukaryota; Fungi; Ascomycota; Eurotiomycetes; Eurotiales; Aspergillaceae. The record is from RefSeq and is a predicted model, not a curated record.